AUGAUCGACUCACCGCUCAAGGACGUUUCUGCUAACCUGCGCGACAUGAAGCUCGGUGCUUCUCCAAGCAAGGGUGGCGCGCUCAAGGCUGGAGCUGGGAGACUGGGUCUGUCCAGGAAGGAUCGAAUGGACUCGGUGCCCUCCUCUUCGGCUGACCUCAAAGUUGGUAUCACAAGAGACUGGCAAGGACCGGACAAGGCAUUGAAGCCAAAAGUGGCGGCAAGCAUUUCUCGCGGGGACCGAUACAUCCCCAACCGAGAGCUCAAGCGAUCUACUACUCCACACCCUCACACUGAUGCAGAUGGCGACACCAUCCGCUCGCAUGUUUCAGGCGAUGCUACUGACCCUAACAUCGCAGCCAACAUUGCAGCAGCCAAUGCAAACCCCACCGACCUCGAAGGUCAUCCCUCCUUUGAAGAUUCUGUCUCGUCGGAGAUGUCACAGCGCAUCCUCUCCUUCUCAGCAGCACCGCCUUCCUCGUUGGCCAACCCCGACGUGCGCAGCCGUUACGCUAUGACCAAGCCCAAGUCCACCCUCCCGAGCAGUCUGCAAAGUUCAGGUCGUCGACGAAUUCCAACAACACCAGAGCGCACUCUGGACGCACCGAGCAUGGUUGGCGACUUCUACUACAACCUUCUUGACUGGUCCUCCACAAACAUGCUUGCCGUGGCAUUGCAAACAGGAUUAUGGAUCUGGAAUGGAAAUACUGGCGAUGCCAGUGCGCUGUUAGAUACUUCCACUAUGGCGGACAAGAUCGGCGGCGGUGGUUUGAUCACAGGUUUGCGGUGGGACGCAGAUGGCAACAUCCUGGCUGUCGGUCUAGAAGGAGGCUUUGUGCAGAUUUGGGAUGUGGAGAGCAGCACACGAAUGCGAACGUUGAAGCCGACUGGUGAUGGUGGUGCCGACCACGCUUCCGUGAAUGUGGCUGCCUGGGCUCCGGAUGGUACGCUCAACGCAGGCUUCCAGAGUGGUAUUAUUCGUGAAUACGACGUGAGGGAAAGGGAUGCGGUAACAAGGACGCUUGAAAAGGCGCACCAUGGACCUGUUUGCGGUAUGGAGUGGCGUUCGGAUAGCGCACUCAUGGCUUCGGGAGGUAAUGACAACGUAGUCAAAGUAUGGGAUCGUCGCACAUCUGUUGCCAAGAUGCGAAAGGAGAAUCACCAGGCUGCGGUCAAGGCCUUGGCAUGGUGCCCUCACAACCUGAGCCUUCUUGCAACAGGCGGAGGCACCAGCGAUCGGAACAUUCACUUCUGGAACACAACACAAAAUUCUCGAACCAUGACCAUCUCCACGGGCGCUCAAAUCACCUCUCUUCACUGGGCACCACACUAUCGUGAGAUCGUCUCCACCCACGGUCUCGGUACAACAGAGUCCAACAAAGGUUUGCUCAACAUCUGGUCGCAUCCCUCGGGCACAAAGGUGGCGGAGAUCGAAGCUCACGAGAAGCGAGUAUUGCAUUCGAGCCUCAGCCCGGACGGCGAAGUAUUGGCGACGGUCAGUGACGAUGAAGAGCUGAAGCUGUGGAGGAUCUUUGAGAAGCCAGUCGAGUCGACGAAGGGUGCAAAAGUGGCUACGGGCGGAUUUGGUACGCAUGGCGCUGGCGGAUCUAGUGUUCGUACUUUGCGCUGA
Molecule: messenger RNA, 1629 nt
Organism: Ustilago hordei
Lineage: Eukaryota; Fungi; Basidiomycota; Ustilaginomycetes; Ustilaginales; Ustilaginaceae
Exons: 3
Coding region: 1-1629 (542 amino acids)
Biological process (GO): positive regulation of anaphase-promoting complex-dependent catabolic process; positive regulation of ubiquitin protein ligase activity; anaphase-promoting complex-dependent catabolic process
Cellular component (GO): anaphase-promoting complex
Molecular function (GO): protein binding; anaphase-promoting complex binding; ubiquitin ligase activator activity
Source: RefSeq, a predicted model, not a curated record